AUGAUGUACAAAACCGUAGCUGUUCUAUUGGCUUGCCAAUUGGUCCUCGUCCUGGCCAGACCAAGCGCCCUAGAGGAGAAGAACGCCGAAGGACAAGACGUCAAGGAGCUGAUCGAUGAAUUAGGAGGACAAGGCCUUCCGAAAGAAACCAAACACGAAAAAGUCAUCAAGAAAACCGUAAUUACGACGGUGGAAGAUGAAGAACCGACUCUCGCCAACGACGCGCAACUCAAAGAAUUCAUGAAAGACCCCACCUUCGUCAGUGAGCUCAAAGACUUCUUGUUGCAAUUCCUCAAAUUGUUCAACUCGCUCAACGGAAGCCGCAAAUCCGGCUCGUCCAAAACAACCACCUCGACUAUGAUCAACGAAAACGAUGUCGACUUGCAAACUGUCCUGAAGAACCCAGCUUUCUUCGACUUUUUGAGCAACAUCUUCGGCGGAUCUUCGACCAACCAACAGAGCGGUCUCUACGGAAUCUUCUCCGACCUCUUCAACCGCAACCAACGCCCAUCAACCAGCGUCCACACCGUCACCACCGAAGAACACAUCAACGAGCACUCCAGACCCGUUGAAGUAGAGCCCGAAACUCACGUUACCAUUACCCACAUGGAAACCACCGGCAGCGAAUCCUCUUUGGACGAACGCUCCCCCGACGAAAUUCUCACCCACAUCACUCACGAGGAGCGCCUUGAAAUCCCAACUCCCGCCCCCACUCCGGCUGUAGUAGACAGAUUCGAGGACACCCACGUCACCAUCACCCACCUCGACGAGAACCGCCACUCCGGCGACGAGAUCGCCCACGACACCACCGCCGAGGAACUCCUGCAGCAGCUGAGACGCCACAACAACGCCAAGACGACGGUGCACCGCGAGGAAAUCGUCCGUCCGCCGGUGGCCCCGCACCGCGUCGUCAAAGAGGACUGGAGCGAGGUCCGUCCGGCUCCUUCCAAGAGGGUGGAGAGCAGCGAGGAGCUCGCCCAACAGGCCAAGAACGCCCAAUUCCAAUUCGCCACGCAAAUCGACGACCGCAUCAACGGCAACUUCCAGCAGAAGGCCGAGGUCAGACGCAACGGAGUCCUCUACGGUAAAUACUCCUACGAUGACGGUUACGUCUGGAGGACGGUCUAUUACGAGGCCGACGGCAACGGCUUCAGAGUUACGAGGGAAGAAACUCUACCCAGCCACAUGAGCGAGAGGACUGGUGAGGCCAGCGUUCAGACUUUGAUGGAUGGUAAUUUGAUCGAUUAUCACAUCACUGAGAGGGAUUAUCUUACCAAGAAGAACACUCCCGUUGGAAAAGCUUCCAUAUACUAA
Phyllotreta striolata is the source of this 1314-nucleotide messenger RNA. NCBI's taxonomy places the organism in Eukaryota, Metazoa, Arthropoda, Insecta, Coleoptera, Chrysomelidae. The record is from the annotation of a GenBank genome assembly.